This is a messenger RNA of Oncorhynchus gorbuscha (pink salmon), 1485 nucleotides long. RefSeq names its product partner and localizer of BRCA2-like. Lineage: Eukaryota; Metazoa; Chordata; Actinopteri; Salmoniformes; Salmonidae. Bases 351 to 1343 code for a protein of 330 amino acids. The record is from RefSeq and is a predicted model, not a curated record. Gene Ontology annotation, cellular component: nucleoplasm. Gene Ontology annotation, molecular function: DNA binding; protein binding. Gene Ontology annotation, biological process: double-strand break repair via homologous recombination. The transcript has 8 exons.
CUCUCACCCUCCCCUUCCCCUCUAGUCCCUCCACCCAAGCCCUCUCUCCUCCCUCCCUCUCUCCCUGCCCCUCUCCAAUCAUCCCUCUCUCCUCCUCCCCUCCUUCCUCCCUCGCUCUCUGCCACCCCAACCUUGUUGAUUCCCUGCCCCAACUUUUGCUCCCUCCCACUCCUCUACUACUGCCUCAAUCUCUCCCUCCAACCCCAAAGACACCCCCUCCAUUGACCGCUAUCCAGCUUCUUCGCCAGCCAGCUCCCUCUCUCCACUCAACCAGACAGGCCACCGAGGAGAGAGGAGAGGGAGAGGAGGAGAGAGCGUGGAGGAAGAAAGAGGAGAAGAGGAGGGAUGGGAUGACAGAGGGUGUCUUAACGCUCUCUCACACACUGAAGGCCCCUGCAGGAGGCAGCCUGGUGGAUGUGUGCUGUGUGUCGUGGCUGUCAGUAGGUGUAUGUGUAGCGGUGGCAGGAGAGUGGGAGGUGUGUGUUUGGGGUCAGAACAACCCCCCAUACUGGAGACGACUCCACACCUGGACCUUCAUAGAAUCAGUGAUGUCAGUGUUUCCUGUGUCGGACGCUCCUGGGCUUCUGUGUGUGACUCUGGGCCAGCUGGAAAUCAGAGAGGCCAGGGUCCUGUGCUGCUCCAGUCUGUCCCAGGCGGUGCUGUGUGAGGGGGAGAUCCACAUGGUGGUGGGCAUGUCCAACCGAAGGCUGGUUAGCUCCUCCUACUCUGUCGCCACAACCCCGCUGCAGGUCUACACACUGACACAGGAUGGCAGGCUGCAGGCCUGCCUGUCUUUGGUCUGUCCUACUGAGCGCGUGCAGACCAUGGCGGCGGUGGAGGGACAGACUGACGCUCUGAUUGGCUCAACCCACGGAGGACAUGUUGUUCUGUGGAACGUGGCGACGGGGCAGCUGCUGCGGAGCAUCAAUCUGGGAGAUGGUUUCACGGAUACGACCUGCCUCCGAGGAUACUCCCUCUGCGGGGUGCUGUUUGUCCUGUUGCAACACCCGUCCCUGUGUGCUGUGGAGGAGGAAGAGGGAGGGGCUCUGUUCUCGCUGGUCGCCACCAACCCUCUGACUGGCACCGUCGCCCUGGCAACCAGAUUAGGCCUCCCCAAAGCCUGCACCGGGAGGCUGGUGGAGGUUGAUGUCCAUGGAUCCAGUGUGGUUGGGGUUUUCCGGUCCGGCUCCGUGUGUGUGUGGCAGCUUGGGGGGCGUCAGGGCCAGCAGGGGGUCUGGUUCCCAGAGCUGGGGUGUCAGCUCGCCCGUUGGGGGGCGCAGGGAACUGUCCUGACGGCACACCUCAAUGGAGACGUCUGCUUACACCGCUACAGACCACUCUGAACAACUACAGACCACUAUAGACCACUCUGAACAACUAGAGACAACUCUGAACAACUACAGACCACUAUAGACCACUCUGAACAACUAGAGACCACUCUGAACAACUAGAGACCACUCUGAACAACUAGAGACCACUCUGAAC